Molecule: messenger RNA, 1803 nt
Organism: Acanthosepion pharaonis
Lineage: Eukaryota; Metazoa; Mollusca; Cephalopoda; Sepiida; Sepiidae
Source: the annotation of a GenBank genome assembly
AUGGGACUUUUAUUCCACUUUUCCAAGCUUUUUCGGAAAAAAUCUUUAAAGUAUGAAGACCUUGGAAAGACAAAACUUGCUAGAGUAUUAACUUUACUUGACCUUACACUUUUGGGAGUUGGUAGCACACUUGGAGCUGGUGCCUAUGUUCUCUCUGGAAAAGUUGCUAGCCAAACAGCUGGACCGGCAAUUGUAGUAUCUUUUUUUGUAGCAGCUGUUGUGUCUGUCCUUGCAGGCCUGUGCUAUGCAGAAUUUGGUGCUCGUGUACCUCGAACAGGUUCUGCCUAUGUCUACAGUUACAUAACAAUUGGAGAAUUUGUUGCCUUUAUCAUUGGAUGGAAUCUUAUCCUUGAAUAUGCCAUUGGUACAGCAAGUGUUGCCCGUGCAUGGUCUGCAAAUUUUGAUUCAUUGGUUCAGUUCAAGAUCAGCCAUACUUUAAAUUCAACUCUUCCUAUGAACGUACCAAACUUGGCUGAAUACCCUGAUUUUUUUGCUUUGGGGCUUACGCUACUUCUAACAGCCCUUUUAAUUAUUGGUGUGAAGCAGUCAUCAACUUUUAACAGUGUCUUUACAGUUAUCAACCUCUUAGUUCUUUCGUAUUUCAUAAUCUGUGGAUUUUUUAAGGCUGAUGCUAAAAAUUGGAGCAUUGACAAAAAAGAUAUUCCUCCUGGAGUUGAUGGAGGUAACGGUGGUUUCAUGCCUUUUGGAAUUUCUGGAAUGCUUUCGGGUGCUGCAACCUGCUUCUAUGGUUUUGUUGGUUUUGAUUGCAUUGCAACAACAGGGGAAGAAGCCAAAAAUCCAGAGAAAUCCAUUCCUAUCAGCAUCAUUGUCUCUCUUUUCAUUGUGUUUAUCUUCUACUUUGGAGUUUCUGCCGUUCUCACUAUGAUGUCCCCUUACUACAGUCUUGAUUCUGAGGCACCACUGCCUAAAGUUUUUGAACUGGCUGGGUGGCCAGUUGCAAAAUAUGUCAUUGCUGUUGGCGCUGUUUUAAUUGGUGCCAUUUUCCCUUUACCACGUGUUGUCUAUGCCAUGGCAGAGGACCGACUUAUCUUCGGCUUCUUAGCCAAUGUCUCAGAUAAAUUAAAGACACCAAUUAAUGCAACAAUUGUGACAGGAAUCUUAUCUGGUAUGACGGCAUUACUUUUUGAUCUUACUGAACUUGUCAACAUGAUGUCGAUUGGGACAUUGCUGGCUUAUGCUUUUGUAGCUAAAUGUGUUGUAAUAUUAAGGUAUAAAGUAAAAGCCUUUGAUACAGAGAUGAUUGUGAAUGAAUCCAAUCAAGGCCCAGAAAUGAAUAGUGACUCUCACAGUGAACCUUUUACAUUCAAAGAACUAUUUCGUCCAUUUACAAACAUGCCAAGCAAAAGAACAGAACAAAUUGUUAUUGUCUGCUCACUACUUCUCAGUCUUUGUACAAUUAUCCUAAAUGUUCUUCUCAUUUAUAAGGAAAAAGACCUUAAUAAGUUUGGCUGGGUAACUUGUUUACUAGCCAUUUUUUGCAUCAUUAUUCUUGGACUUGGCAUCAUCAUCUGGUGCCAACCACAAAAUCCGGAUGAGCUUCCUUUUAUGGUACCAUUAGUUCCACUGUUUCCAGAAGUCAGUGCUGCCAUAAAUAUCUAUCUCAUGUUGAAGUUACCAAACUCAACAUGGGUACGUUUUGCUGUAUGGAUGGGAUUAGGUUUUCUUAUCUAUUUUGGUUAUGGUGUUCGAAAAAGCAUAGAAGGUACUUCUACAACCAAGAAGUUGAGUAAUUCCAACCAGAAUCAAGUUCAGGAAAUGUCCUGUGAUACCACUUACCUUUGA